CGCUGUUCUUGUAUGUGGGAGGUUUCAGUCAUCUCAAUUUUGUUCUUUGUUUGGAUUUGAAGAUUGAAGAUUAAUUAGAUUUUCAAAAAUCUAUUAUUUAACAAGACGGGACCAAUUUUUUAAAAGCUUGAUUAGUUCGUUUUUGAAUUCAGACGACAUGGCGACAGAAGGAUCCUCCGAGAAGAUGGAGGUCGACUCCAUUAAUGAGGAUUUGGACCUUAUUAAGUACACUCUUCUUUCCAUUGGCGCCCUUCAAGCUGUCCAACAUAUGCCAUCCGUUAUUAAGGUGGAGGAAGACCUGACCGUUUUUCAAAAAAAGAGUGAAAUCUUGGUCGACGUUUCAUAUUCGUCCGGAGGAAUUAGUAAAAUGAUGGAUCCUUCCUCCCUUGCGGAAUCUUUGUACGAGCCGUUUAAAGCAAGUCGAAUUUGGACCAACGACACGUUUCGGGUCGGUUCUUCGUGCAACGCACUUCUCCCGCUGAGCCCUCCCCCAGACGGUGUAAACUUGUUGUUCGAGACUAGAAACUUUCCCCUUUUCCUCGAACGCUACAAGCUGACUGACCAACUGUAUAGGGUGAUGAUGCGACAAGGCGUCGAACCAUUUGUAUCGAUGAUUUCACUCAAGAACAACGAACAAAAGGCUGAAUUUUACUGGGGGCUAACCUUUCUUGGGAAAACGAGCGCUUUCGUGGCAGGCAUUUUAGCUAGUGUGUCGUCCUUGCAAGAAAUCGGUGUCAAGAAUUGGAUUCUUCCCACGGGCGAAAAGGUCCCUCUGUCAUCCCUCCGACCCACAAUUUUCGAAGUAGUCCCCUCCCAUUUGUUCACCAUUAUUCAGAAAAUUUCCCGCGAUGUGGAGGGUCCAGCAACAUAUUUUGGCGCCCAGCCGGGCGACCACCCUGACUCCGAAUUUAUCCGGUUUGACAUGCGCAAAGUUAUGACAACUCUAAUAGAGGAGGCUGGACAGGCCCGUUUGGUCAUUCGACACGUCGUGCUCUCCACGAAACUGAAGGAUGGGACGGUUUACAUCGUAGAUCCGACGGGAAGACAGUUCGGUUACAAAGGAGCAAAUGGGGGUCUUAUCGUUCACGGGAGGGUGGACGAUUAUAAGGAAAAGUUUCCAGGACUUGUGGUUUCUCAGUAUGACGACGCUCCACUGGAGGCGACUGGUGCGGACGGUUUCAUCCCUGUUUUGAAAAGUCUGCUCGUUGAGCACUUGAAGAAACGACUCUGCGCCUACUGUGGACGAAUUGACGAGAUUCAUCCCAAACAACUUUCCUCCCUUCCGGUUGACAAUGGGGCGGGACUUAUCUACACUGAUAAGGCUUGCAAGUUGAAACAUUGUGGACGCUGCAAGGGAGUCUUGUACUGUGGGAAGGUGUGUCAGAAAUUGAAUUGGGAAAGUCAUCUGCCGACCUGCCAAAGAAUGUAAUUUUAAACAUAUUAACGACGACUCGGAUUCUGAACGGACUGGACUGGAUUCUUUUUUGACUUUGUGAAAUAUAUGAUUUGAUUUGUUACCUUGUAAAGUACAAGUUUGAAUUGUUGAAUACUUAUUUUUUUCUAUUUGACAAUAAUUGUCAAGCCUAUUGUUUUGCUUGAAAUUAAUUGUUUAUAUGUAUGGACUUGUUUUUACAUAUUUAUUAAUAAAAUCUGUCACGUUGUUAUUAAAAGAAAGAACGUUUUUAUGGA
Folsomia candida is the source of this 1689-nucleotide messenger RNA. RefSeq lists its product as uncharacterized. Bases 158 to 1429 code for a protein of 423 amino acids. NCBI's taxonomy places the organism in Eukaryota, Metazoa, Arthropoda, Collembola, Entomobryomorpha, Isotomidae. The record is from RefSeq and is a predicted model, not a curated record. The transcript is spliced from 5 exons.